This is a messenger RNA of Bufo bufo (common toad), 1615 nucleotides long. RefSeq names its product SH3 domain containing GRB2 like 3, endophilin A3 (gene SH3GL3). The record is from RefSeq and is a predicted model, not a curated record. Gene Ontology annotation, cellular component: glutamatergic synapse; cytoplasm; presynapse. NCBI's taxonomy places the organism in Eukaryota, Metazoa, Chordata, Amphibia, Anura, Bufonidae. Gene Ontology annotation, molecular function: protein binding. The transcript is spliced from 9 exons. Bases 101 to 1159 code for a protein of 352 amino acids. Gene Ontology annotation, biological process: synaptic vesicle uncoating; endocytosis.
GCUGCUCGUCCGUCUUGUCCGGGGUGUCUGCCGCCGGGAUCUGAUGUGCUCGGGCUGAGCGUCGCGUCCAUUGUGUGUCCGGCAGCAGGCUGGUGGCAGGAUGUCAGUGGCAGGACUGAAGAAGCAGUUCCAUAAAGCCAGUCAGCUUUUAAGUGAGAAAAUUAGUGGAGCAGAAGGAACAAAACUUGAUCAUGACUUUCAAGAAAUGGAAAAAAAAAUUGAUGUCACCAAUAAGGUGGUUGCUGAACUGCUCUGCAAGACCACGGAAUAUUUACAGCCAAAUCCAGCUUAUCGAGCCAGACUAGGAAUGCUAAACACCAUGUCAAAAAUCAGAGGACAAGUAAAAACUACAGGUUACCCUCAAACAGAAGGAUUACUGGGAGAUUCCAUGCUCCGGUAUGGGAGAGAACUGGGAGAGGGUUCAGAAUUUGGCAGCGCUUUGCUGGAUGUCGGGGAAAGCAUGAAACAAAUGGCAGAAGUGAAGGACUCUCUGGAUAUUAAUGUCAAGCAGAACUUCAUUGAUCCUCUGCAGUCCUUACAAGACAAAGACUUGAAAGAAAUUGUGUAUCAUUUGAAAAAGCUGGAAGGUCGACGCUUAGAUUAUGAUUAUAAGAAGAAACGACAGGGAAAAAUUCCAGAUGAAGAAAUCCGACAAGCGGUGGAAAAAUUUGAAGAGUCUAAAGAAGUGGCGGAACGAAGCAUGUUUAAUUUCCUAGAGAACGAUUUAGAACAGGUGAGCCAGCUGGCAGUAUUCAUAGAGGCUGCACUAGACUACCAUAGGCAAUGUGCACAGAUCCUGGAAGACCUCCACAGCAGGUUACACAACAGAAUGAAUUCUGCAUCCAGUCGCCCUAAAAGGGAACACCACUCAAGAUCAAUAAUGUCUGUACUAGACGCAGAUGAAAGGCUCCAACAUAAUGGCAUCUCCAGAAGUUCCUCCGUCAAGUUAUCAGGCUCUACCUUGCAGUUGGAUCAGCCUUGUUGCAGAGCUCUGUAUGACUUUGACGCAGAGAAUGAAGGUGAACUUGCCUUCAAAGAAAGAGACAUCAUCACAUUGACCAACCAAAUUGACGAGAACUGGUAUGAAGGCAUGGUUAAUGGGGAAUCAGGGUUUUUUCCAAUUAAUUAUGUUGAAGUUGUGGUUCCCCUUCCACAGUGAACAUCACACUAACACUUCGGAGACCAUAUAUAAUUGACAAAGAGACUCUUGAAGCCUUUUGGAUGUGGCAUUCUGUGAACGCCUUGCUAAUUGAGUGACUUAAAUUUUAUUGUCAUCUCUUUUAUAUGUAUUUAUUUUGUAUCGAUUUUUAUUUUUCUGAAAACAUUGACACUGUUACAAGGAUGUGCAAAAAAGAUUCUAUUUUGUCAUUGUAUGGAGAGUGUAUCAUAUGUGAUAUCUGUUGCAUGUAUGUUGACUAUUUUUUCAUUUUUUUCCCUUAAAUCCUUUCAAAGUAUUUUAAACAUGUUAUUUCACUUAUGAAAAUUAGAAAACACCAGUUCUUAACUGUGAAUAUUUUAAUACAUGUUGCACAAUUCGACAUUGUAAAUCUGUGUCAAAUUUGUGUUGUCUUAAUGUAAAUUGAUGUCUAUAUGACCAUAUAUAAUAAAUACUGUA